AUGUCUCAAAUACCUGCCAGCCAGCACGGCACUCAAAACUUCCAGCCGCACCCCACGAUGUUUCCCGUGCCGCAGACGCCGAAGAAGCACAAGUACAUCUGUGCCGAAUGCAACGCUGACAACGAGAUCAAGGCUGGAGAACCUAUUCGAUGCAGAGAUUGUGGACACCGAAUCUUUUACAAGCCGAGGACAACUAAGAUGGUUAGUGCAAUUCGAAGCUCGAUGAACCCCGUCUCCUCCAGCCAACUCUCCCAUUCUCAUUAA
Molecule: messenger RNA, 264 nt
Organism: Filobasidium floriforme
Lineage: Eukaryota; Fungi; Basidiomycota; Tremellomycetes; Filobasidiales; Filobasidiaceae
Product: DNA directed RNA polymerase
Exons: 4
Coding region: 1-264 (87 amino acids)
Biological process (GO): DNA-templated transcription
Cellular component (GO): RNA polymerase II, core complex; RNA polymerase I complex; RNA polymerase III complex
Molecular function (GO): zinc ion binding; DNA binding; DNA-directed RNA polymerase activity
Source: RefSeq, a predicted model, not a curated record